Trichoderma citrinoviride is the source of this 1607-nucleotide messenger RNA. RefSeq names its product homoserine o-acetyltransferase. Lineage: Eukaryota; Fungi; Ascomycota; Sordariomycetes; Hypocreales; Hypocreaceae. The record is from RefSeq and is a predicted model, not a curated record. Bases 125 to 1600 code for a protein of 491 amino acids. The transcript has 5 exons. Gene Ontology annotation, molecular function: homoserine O-acetyltransferase activity. Gene Ontology annotation, biological process: L-homoserine metabolic process.
CCUCCACACAUGACCUUUGAUUCACUUUGCACUCAAUCAAAAUCUGCGCUGAUUCACUGUCGUUUCAGUUGCCGGGUAUCCCAUUCUCACUGUUUGCGCUUCAACUCCGUUCUCGGAGGUCAAGAUGAGCGAGACAACAGGCGUCAAUGGCGGUGCCAGACAGAAAUACGAAAGAAUCCAAUCGCAACCCGAGAACCCCUUUGCGGCUCUCAUCCCCGAUCAGCAGAUAGCCAUUGUGCCCGAGUUCACUCUCGAGUCCGGAGUCACGCUAUACAAUGUCCCCGUCGCAUACACCACGCGAGGGAAACUCUCGCCAAACGGCGACAACGCCAUGGUUAUCUGCCAUGCCCUGACUGGCAGCGCUGAUGUGAGCGACUGGUGGGGUCCUCUGCUCGGCGGCCCAGGAAGGGCUUUCGACACGUCGAGGUUCUUCAUUGUGUGCAUGAACAGCUUGGGAAGCCCCUACGGAACCGCAAGUCCCGUCACGGCCAAGGAUGGCGAUAUACAGAAGGGUCGCUAUGGGCCCGAGUUUCCUCUCACGACAAUCCGAGACGACGUAAACCUGCACAAGCUCAUUCUAGAUGACCUGGGCGUUAAGCAAGUGGCUGCUGUGAUCGGUGGUUCGCUCGGAGGCAUGUUUGUGCUGGAGUGGGCAUACUUUGGCAAGGACUACGUGCGGUGCGUCGUGCCGAUUGCCACGUCCAGCCGGCACAGCGCAUGGGGCAUCAGCUGGGGCGAGGCUCAGCGCCAGAGCAUCUACGCCGACCCAAAGUAUGACGACGGCUACUACUCGUUUGACGAUCCGCCCGUGACUGGCCUCGGUGCGGCUCGCAUGUCUGCCCUGCUCACCUACCGCAGCCGGAACUCGUUCGAGUCCCGGUUCGGCCGCAACAUUCCCGACCCUUCCAAGGUUCAGACGAUCCGAGAGCGCCCGCGUCCAAGCACGCCGUCGGAAGCGCACUUUCACAUCCACAACGACGGCCACAACGUCAAGCGCACUUCGGUCUCACGCAAGAACAGCCAGGCCGGCUCCGGGACCAGCAGUCCGGGCUCACGAUCAGCCGAUAACGCUGACCCGCAGUUCCACGGCCCCGGGAAUGACCAGGAGGAAAGCCUGACGGGAGGCGAGAAGAUCCCGACGUCGACGUAUUUCUCUGCGCAGUCGUAUCUGCGCUACCAGGGCAAAAAGUUCGUCAAGCGGUUCGACAGCAACUGCUACAUUGCCAUGACGCGGAAGCUCGACACGCACGACGUGUCCAGGGACCGCGCGGCGUCCAUCCCCGAGGCGCUCGCGCUCAUUGAGCAACCCAUGCUUGUCCUCGGCAUCGAAAGCGACGGGCUCUUCACGUUUGCCGAACAGGAGGAGAUUGCGCAGCACGUGAAGAACGCGCGACUGGAGCGGAUCGACAGCUCCGAGGGCCACGACGCUUUUUUGCUGCAGUUUGAGCAGGUGAACCGCUACGUGCUGGAAUUCCUGAAGGAGAUUCUGCCCGACAUCAUGUCGGUCGAGGGUGCCGCCCCUGAAGAGGUCGGCGUGGGACAGCUGACCAAGUCGAGCACGUUUGGUGAAGCCGAGGUGGAGGACAUUACUGCAUGGUAACACGGUG